GAGAUGCAGGGCUGGCGGUUCACCAUGGAGGACGCGCAUACCAUUGCUCUGAACCUCGAUGAAAGCGAAGAUGACACGAACACUUUCUUCGCUGUAUACGAUGGUCACGGCGGCGGUGCAGCGGCGAAGUAUGCUGGCGAGAACGUACACAAGAAGCUCAAGUCCGAUGAGGCAUACCAGCACAAAGAGUACCGUGCAGCCCUCAAGAACGCAUUUCUGGGCACUGAUGAUGACAUGCGACACGCGCCCGAGAUGCAAAGGGAUGGAUCAGGAUGCACCGCAGUCGCGGCGCUCGUCACAAAGGAGGGCAAAAUAUUCGUGGCUAAUGCAGGCGACUCGCGGUCGGUCAUCAGUGUGAAGGGGGAGGCGAAACCGCUCAGUUUUGACCACAAACCGCAGAACGAAGUCGAGAAGAGCCGAAUCGCCGCGGCUGGUGGUUACAUUUCAUUUGGUCGUGUUAAUGGGAAUCUCGCCCUCGCACGCGCAUUGGGCGAUUUCGACUACAAGCGGAACGACGCGCUCUCACCGGAAGCUCAGAUUAUCACAUGUGACCCGGAGAUCACUGAGCAUGACAUGACGGACGAAGACGAAUUCUUUGUCGUCGCAUGUGAUGGCAUCUGGGACUGUCUUAGCUCGCAGCAAUGUGUGGACGUCAUUCGUCUCAUGAUCUCCCAAGGAAAGGAUCUGUCUCAAGUUUGCGAGGAGAUAUGCGAGCUAUGCCUUGCGCCUGACACGAAUUCCGGCGCGGGUAUCGGCUGCGACAACAUGACCAUCCUCAUUGUUGCGGUCCUGCACGGACGCACGAUUGAGGAAUGGUACAAGUGGAUCGCCGAGCGGACGCAGCAGCAAUACGGACACACGACUCCGGAAGAGCUACCGCAGCUCUACUCCCAGAGCAGGCUUGCUUCCUUCAGGGCACGACGUGAGGCAUGGGAGGCACGCAGGGCCCAGCGCGAGGCGCAUAACGCGUCCUCAAGCUCGUCCCCUGAUCGGGAGCAGCGCUUCAGCGAUGGUGAGGACGAGAACCUCAGUGGACCGGGGAUGUUUGGUGGCUUCGCCCGGGUACUGGGGAGCACGGGCGGCAUCUCGUUCCACCCAAGCACAGGCCUCACGAUCGAUGCACCCUUGAUGUUCGACAACGACGAUGAUGACGAUAACGACAGCGACGAGGCGGAUAUGGAGGAUGUGAUGGGGAUCUACCCCGCGGGCGGGGGCGAGGGCCACGACCUCCCCAUGUUUCGGCGGGAUGCGACGAAGAGCCUCAAGGAGCAGCUCGACGAACUCGAACGGGAAGACAACGAAGGGGACGUCGACAUGCAACAGAACGAGCAGUGGCAGAACGAUCCGUCGGUCAACGGAGACGCUACGCCCCAACCGCAGCACGCGACCCCGCCAGGCGGGGACGAGCCGAGUCCGGUGGUGAAGGCGGAGGGGCUGCUGGACAAGAGCGAGGACCCGCUCAAGGUGUAGCAUAAUGGUACAUACCAUACCCGUCCCGUUGUUUUCUGUUUUCUGUACUGUGUGGCUGAGCUAUAUCUAUUUGUCGGCGUCUGACUGUCUAGUGUCUCAUACCUUUCCCUCCCACCUCCAUCCAUGCCCAUUGUUGUCGCGGUGUAUCAAUCAGGCUGCCAUUCACGACUACGCGUACAACUGGAGCUAAUAC
Fomitopsis serialis is the source of this 1663-nucleotide messenger RNA. Its product is annotated as phosphatase 2C-domain-containing protein. Gene Ontology annotation, molecular function: protein serine/threonine phosphatase activity; cation binding. Gene Ontology annotation, biological process: protein dephosphorylation. The transcript has 9 exons. Bases 4 to 1470 code for a protein of 488 amino acids. NCBI's taxonomy places the organism in Eukaryota, Fungi, Basidiomycota, Agaricomycetes, Polyporales, Fomitopsidaceae. The record is from RefSeq and is a predicted model, not a curated record.